Messenger RNA from Rotaria socialis, 1353 nucleotides. The record is from the annotation of a GenBank genome assembly. NCBI's taxonomy places the organism in Eukaryota, Metazoa, Rotifera, Eurotatoria, Philodinida, Philodinidae.
AUGACAUCGCAGUCAAAAGUGCGCGAUCUUCUUAUUACAGGUAUUUCAACACAAUUUCCAGAUUAUAAUCCUUAUAGUAGUUCGAAAAAUGUACAAAAUCGAUCUUCGCAUCCAACAACUGGAUGUUCUUUUGAUCCACAUUGUCCUGAGUGUAUUCGGGAUUUAUGGGGACCAUUAUUGUCACCGUUUGCCUAUCUAAUUAAACAAAAUGCUGAAUAUUUUGAUGAAAUUAUCAAGCGUAUUGGAAAAUAUAAAUUAAAUACAAUGCCAAAUUCUUCUUCGUCAAAGCAAUCAUUAAAACCACCUAAACUCGAAUAUGAUGAUCAUAGAUUUUUAACUACAAUUGGUGUUUGUGUCUAUCGUACAUCAAAAGUGGGUUGGUUAAUUACUUGGACAUUAGGCUUCUUAUUAAUGAUAUUAGGUAUUGCAAUACUUGUAUUAAAAGAUUCACAACUUUCACCAUUGAUUGUUCUGCUACGCAUGAAUCAAGCAUCGCGAUGGGGUUUAAAAGUGACGCUGCAAUUAUGCUUCAUAGCAAUUUCACUAAUAGGAAUAUUGAAGAUGCUAGCAUCUUUACUUGGUCUCAUCGCAACAGCACAUCGAAAUCAAAGUCUCAUGAUAGGAACUUUAAUAUUUAUUAGUAUUCUCAUUCUAUUUGAAAUCGGUGCAGUUGUUUACUGUGCUUUUGCUCGAUCAGAACUUAUGUCAGAUAUUGAAACAGCAUUGACAAAUUCCUUUCAAGAUCAUUAUGCUACUCUUGAUAAUGAUCGAAUCACAGACGCUUGGGAUCGUAUUUUUCAAAGUUAUGAAUGCUGUGGAUGGCUGAUUAAUGAUUUUAGCAAUUCACAAUGGACUUCAUCUAUAGCAAAUGGUAUACCACAUUCAUGUUGUCGGCCAGGUGCAGUUCAUCCAACAUGUGAAUCAAUUUUAGCUCCACCAAAUCAAAACUAUGCUGGUCAAGAAUGCUCGAAUUCUAUUCAACAAUCAAUAAAUGCGAAUGCUUAUGUACCCAUUAUAUUUUCUUCUAUAGGUUUUAUUAUUAUCAUUGAGCUUGCAUCUACUGUUUUAACAUUCCUCUAUGCAACAACAUUAAAAACAGCUAGUCGUCGUCGCCGUUCACAUAAUGAAAGAUCAAUGCGAAAAUUUCAAGGACAACUUGCUUCUUAUACUGGAGAAAGUACCAAUGAUGUACCGUCCGAUCGAAAUCAAACCAAUGAUCUUCAUCAAUUAUAUGAUCCGUAUGGAUCUUUUCAUCAGACUCCGCCCAACAUUGAUCCAUCCUUCAUGUCUUUAACGCCAACAGUGAUUCAAGUAAAACGGCCCGAUGUUUAUUCGUAUUUUUACUAUGAAUGA